Molecule: messenger RNA, 793 nt
Organism: Xenopus laevis (African clawed frog)
Lineage: Eukaryota; Metazoa; Chordata; Amphibia; Anura; Pipidae
Gene: ufc1.L
Product: ubiquitin-fold modifier-conjugating enzyme 1
Exons: 6
Coding region: 61-555 (164 amino acids)
Biological process (GO): protein K69-linked ufmylation; protein ufmylation
Cellular component (GO): cytoplasm
Molecular function (GO): UFM1 conjugating enzyme activity; UFM1 transferase activity
Source: RefSeq, a predicted model, not a curated record
GGCUGACACGGGUGAAUCAUACGCACAGCCGCUUCCGGGAUCCCCUACUCCUGCUCCAAUAUGGUGGAUGAGGCGACUCGCCGGGUGGUAUCGGAGAUUCCGCUGCUGAAAACCUUGGCGAGCCCGCGGGACAAAGAGCUGUGGGUGCAGCGGCUGAAGGAGGAAUAUCAGGCCCUUAUAAAGUAUGUAGAGAACAACAAGAAUGCUGACAACGACUGGUUCCGACUGGAGUCCAACAAAGAAGGUACCAGGUGGUUCGGGAAGUGCUGGUAUAUCCAUGAUCUGCUGAAAUAUGAGUUUGAUGUGGAAUUUGAUAUCCCCAUUACCUACCCCUCCACUGCUCCUGAAAUCGCCAUUCCCGAACUGGAUGGGAAAACAGCCAAAAUGUACAGGGGAGGAAAGAUCUGCCUGACUGAGCACUUUAAACCCUUAUGGGCAAGAAACGUUCCGAAGUUUGGGCUGUCGCAUGUCAUGGCUUUGGGGUUGGGCCCGUGGCUGGUGGUGGAGAUCCCGGAUCUGAUCAGCAAGGGGCUGGUGGAACAUAAAUCCAAGUAAACCUAGAACCCCCGCGGGACAGAUUUAACAUGAACUGAUCCAGACGGAUCCCCUGUGCCUACCUCUCUGCUGGAUACCGUGUCCGCUCCAUUCCAUAUCAUAAAGUUUUAUUUAUCAGAAUGCGGUAACAGCGAUGUCAUCCCCCCGGCACAAUAUUCCAACCUCUGGGGAGCCGAUAUAACUUUUAUAUAAUUCACGCCAUAAAUACGCUGCAUAAUAAACAGUAUUUUAAUGCUGA